Tinamus guttatus (white-throated tinamou) is the source of this 1366-nucleotide messenger RNA. Lineage: Eukaryota; Metazoa; Chordata; Aves; Tinamiformes; Tinamidae. The record is from RefSeq and is a predicted model, not a curated record.
GGAUGGCCUGGAGGACCCGCUCGACGACACCGGCCUGGUGCAGCAGCAGCUGGACCAGCUCUCCACCAUCGGCCGCUGCGAGUACGAGAAGACGUGCGCGCUGCUCGUGCAGCUCUUCGACCAGUCGGCCCAGUCCUACCAGGAGCUGCUGCAGAGUGCCACCGCCAGCCCCAUGGACGUGGCCGUGCAGGAAGGGCGCCUGACGGCGCUCGUCUACAUCAUCGGGGCAGUGAUCGGCGGGAGGGUCUCGUUCGCCAGCACGGAUGAGCAGGACGCGAUGGAUGGCGAGCUGGUUUGUCGGGUGCUGCAGCUCAUGAACCUGACAGACUCUCGCCUGGCUCAGGCUGGCAAUGAGAAGUUGGAGCUUGCCAUGCUCAGCUUCUUCGAGCAGUUUCGAAAGAUCUACAUUGGAGAUCAGGUGCAGAAGUCUUCCAAGCUGUACCGGCGGCUCUCGGAGGUGCUCGGCCUGAACGACGAGACCAUGGUCCUGAGCGUCUUCAUCGGGAAAAUCAUCACGAACCUGAAGUACUGGGGUCGCUGUGAACCUAUCACUUCCAAGACUCUGCAGCUGCUCAACGACCUCUCCAUCGGAUACAGUAGUGUUAGAAAGCUGGUGAAACUCAGCGCUGUCCAGUUCAUGCUGAACAAUCACACGAGCGAGCACUUUUCCUUCCUGGGCAUUAACAAUCAGUCCAACCUGACUGACAUGAGAUGUCGGACUACUUUCUAUACUGCACUUGGGCGUCUUCUCAUGGUGGAUUUAGGGGAGGACGAAGAUCAGUACGAGCAGUUCAUGCUUCCCCUGACAGCUGCUUUUGAGACUGUAGCGCAGAUGUUCAGCACAAACACUUUCAAUGAACAAGAGGCAAAAAGAACAUUGGUGGGCUUGGUGAGAGACUUGAGGGGAAUAGCCUUCGCCUUCAAUGCCAAGACCAGCUUCAUGAUGCUCUUUGAAUGGAUCUACCCGUCCUACAUGCCAAUCCUGCAGCGGGCGAUCGAGCUGUGGUACCAUGACCCAGCCUGCACGACCCCUGUCCUCAAGCUGAUGGCCGAGCUGGUCCAUAACAGAUCCCAGCGGCUCCAGUUUGACGUGUCCUCGCCCAACGGCAUCCUGCUUUUCCGAGAAACGAGCAAAAUGAUCACGACUUACGGGAAUAGUAUCCUAACACUUGGGGAGGUCCCGAAGGAUCAAGUCUACGCCUUGAAGCUCAAGGGCAUCUCCAUCUGCUUCUCCAUGCUGAAGGCCGCGCUCAGCGGCAGCUACGUCAACUUCGGCGUCUUCCGCCUGUACGGGGACGACGCGCUGGACAACGCGCUGCAAACCUUCAUCAAGCUGCUGCUCUCCAUCCCUCACAGCGACCUCCUG